Molecule: messenger RNA, 1994 nt
Organism: Vitrella brassicaformis
Lineage: Eukaryota; Vitrellaceae
Source: the annotation of a GenBank genome assembly
UCAGUCGGUCAGUGAGUCGAUUUGGCUGGCUCGGAGACCAACUUCGACGCUGAGCACUAUCAGUGCAUCCUUGCCCAUCACCUCACGGACAACUCGCAGCGUCCGGGGGAACUGCGCCGCUCCCGCCUUGCCCGCCACUGGACGUUCAGUCGUGUAGAGGUACCCGUAGGCGGAGCUCAGCGCUCCGAAUGACGACAUGGUGCUGUCGAUGAACACUUCCUCCUCGAACGUGUCCCCUGGCUGGUCGCCUUGUAGCACGAUCACUCGCCCCACACUCCCCUCUGGCGACUGGCACGUGGCGACCGUGUGGCGGCCCCACACCGGCACCUCCCGCGUGGCUAGCUGCCUCUGCAGACAAGGGAGAAACAGAGAAGCGAAGAUUUCAGAGUUGCAAUACCACUCGUGUGUGCACGCAUCCACGAGUGGGCCGCUUCUGUGUGUGUGUUGGACCGACCAGUCUCUGUUUUGCCAUCAUCUUGGGAAUCAUGUCGAUGGUGGGGUCCAGGCUCAGGUCGAUGUUGAGGACCGGUAGGACGUUGUACGCGACCCGCGACACAACAGUAUUGUACGGGCCCGCCUUCUUCAUGCUGAACAAUGGCAGACAGACGGAGAGAAUGCAUUGUGUGUGUGUGCGUGUGCUCUCUCUCUCUCUCUCUCCUUGAAUAGUACGGUGUCGCGCACUGACUUGUACAUCUUGCCUGCAAAAGCAGAACGACCACACAACCAACCGGAUGGUCCCGCCCGUCCUCUGUUGCUUCGUUUCUCCCUCACACGCACUGGCCACUUACUCAUGUACUCACACACAGGGUUGUCGGGGUCGAAUGAGGCCCGGAAGGGGCUGUUGUACCGCAGCGACUCGAGCGUGCAGACGUUCAACCGCUCGCCGCCCAGCAGCUCCUGGCCGUCGCUCGUGCAAACGAGCUGCAUGUCGUUCGUCACGAGCUCGCAGAGCUGCCAAAAGAUGAGCGACAGCUGACGCAGCGCCGCACACCGCGAGUCGAACAGCGCCCGGCUGCCCACCCCCAUCACCGCACCCCACCGCAGCACCAUCUUGGGACCGUAGAAGCGGCCCUGGUGGCACGCCACCCUGCAGAUGGGCUUCCACUCGUCCCACUCGCCGCUGUUCUGGAUGACGUAGAGGAGGCGCAGCAGCAGGUCGGUGGAGGACGGCAGAUCCAGAUCGUAGUCGAUGAUGUCGUCGAUGCCCUUGGUGCGCAGCUCAGCGUCGAUGAGCGAUUUGAGGAUGGUGUCGGAGUACUGCUAAGCGGCGAGGCGGCAGGUGGAGCGCAUCGCUGCGAUGCUACUGGCGAGGCUGCCCCCGAGCAUGGGGAAGAGUUUGUCGCGCUCGUCAUCCUCGGUCAUGCCGAACACACCCGGCACCUGAAUUCACACACGUAACCAAGCAAGCAGCACUGUGAGGCAACCAACAUGCAGCCGUGUCCUCUAUGCGGCUGGCUGGUUGGUUGUGUGUACCGGUUCUACACGAUUGCCCCGUUCAGGCAGAGGCUUGGUCUCGACGUACACGAAACGCACCUGCACACACGGACAGACAGACAGACAGACAGACAGACAUGGGAUGAUUCCAUCCAUCCAUCCAUCCCCCCAACGCGCCCAACAGUGGAUGUGCCUCUCUCUCAAUGUGCACGCACCUGCUGGUCACGGGGCGAUGUGGUCGUCACGUGCGGAAUCACCACACAGAACUCCUCACCGCUGCCACUGCUAACCUCCUCCUUCAAGAACACCCUCGCCGCCCCGCUACUGGCCACCUCCCGCUUGUACACCUUCGCCUUCACCCAAGCCUCCUUCCGGUCCUCCUUCUUCUUGGCUGACACCAUCCACACCCGCGUGCCGAUCUGGUUGGAAGAAGCCGGGUAGAUGCGCGCGGUGCUUUGCGGCUGUGGCUGUGGCUGUGCCGCUGCAGCUGAUGCCGAUGAUAAUGACGACGACGCUAGGGCAGCGCCCACGAUCGAGUCAAAGAGCAGCCGGUCCGACAU